AUGGAAGACCGUGGCCAAAACGUCGACCUUCCACCCGAGAUCAUAUAUGAGAUUCUUUCAAGGUUACCAGUGAAACCCUUGUACCGUUUCAAGUGUGUAUCAAAGCCAUGGCGGCCUCUAAUCUCCCAUCCUGAUUUCGUCGCAAACUAUUCCAAAGCCAUUGAGAAUAAGGACGUCUUCUUCAGAAGACGGCGCCUCCUUUUUACUCUUUAUGACCCGCCAAAACGGCUAUACUCUUUGAAUCUUGACCAGUUUCUCAAUGAGAAUCAUAAUGUUGACGUUGAUAGUUUAGUAGCAACGCCCACUGAGCUCGACUUUGUUUACAAUCAUAUUCCAACAGGUCAACUGGGUUGGAUUCCCUUUGUCCAUUGUUCCUGCUAUGGCUUGUUCUUGUCCCUUGUAGCUUCUGAAGGGUGUUACAGCGUCAGUUUGAUUAACCCUGUAACCAAGGAAUCGAAGACACUAGAAAAGGCACCAAUAGAGAGAUCAGAACGAGUGACGCGCUACCCUCGGCACUUAUAUGGACUUGGAUUUGAUUACUCCACUAACGAAUACAAGGUAAUUCACGUGCGGGAUUAUCAUCAUGGAACUGGUUUUUGUGUCUAUACAUUGCAGACUGAUUCUUGGCGACAGAUUGACCCCUUAUUUCCUUACAACCUUUUACCUUAUGAUGGGAUCCUGGUGAAUGGUGGUGUUCAUUGGUUGGUGACUAAGGUUGCAGAUAACUCGUUGGUGAUUAUGUCUUUUCUUUUAGCAGAGGAGGAGGUUAGAGAAAUUGCACUACCGCCCAAUGCCACUAGUUCAAUUCGACUAGUGGCGUUCAGAAAUUGGCUAUGUAUAACACCAGAAUCACCAAAGAAUGAUGAAGUAACAUUUAAUGAGUUUUGGAUCAUGAAGGAAUACGGAGUGAGGGAGUCUUGGACUAAAAUGCAGGUCUCCAUCCCAUUUCACCGGUUAUCACAUUCUGGCUUUUGGACAGAAACUUAUGAUUUGAUGGUGUUUGAUGAUUCGUUAGUUAUGUACAAUUUUGAUGAUGGAACAUUCUGGAAUCUAUCAAUUGGUAAUACUAGCGAAAAUCACUUUGGUACCGUUGGGAUCUAUUUGGAGAGCCUACCUUCACUCAAUCGAUCAAGAACAACAAGACCUAAGGAAGAUGAAUCCACUCAGUGA
Molecule: messenger RNA, 1170 nt
Organism: Rosa rugosa (rugosa rose)
Lineage: Eukaryota; Viridiplantae; Streptophyta; Magnoliopsida; Rosales; Rosaceae
Product: F-box/kelch-repeat protein At3g06240-like
Exons: 1
Coding region: 1-1170 (389 amino acids)
Molecular function (GO): protein binding
Source: RefSeq, a predicted model, not a curated record